Messenger RNA from Fragaria vesca subsp. vesca, 864 nucleotides. Its product is annotated as ZF-HD homeobox protein At4g24660-like. Lineage: Eukaryota; Viridiplantae; Streptophyta; Magnoliopsida; Rosales; Rosaceae. Gene Ontology annotation, biological process: regulation of developmental process; regulation of DNA-templated transcription. The coding region runs from base 337 to 603 and encodes 88 amino acids. Gene Ontology annotation, molecular function: transcription cis-regulatory region binding; DNA-binding transcription factor activity. The record is from RefSeq and is a predicted model, not a curated record. The transcript is spliced from 2 exons. Gene Ontology annotation, cellular component: nucleus.
AAAAAUUGGUCAUUGGGCCCGUACCCCACCUCCUGUCUAUACACAAAUAAGAACAGGAAAAGAAAAAGGGAAAAUAGUAAUUAGGAGCGUGCCUACCUGUAACACUAGGACUAAAGCAAGAAUUAAGAGAAAGGUUUACAUUCUAAUAUGCUAUAAAUAUAUAUCUAGGGUUAGGGCUUUACCACCACCCACAAAGCAUAGCAAACUAUCCCAUAUGAACGCCCUCUCUCUAUUCCUGUCACUCACUCUCACUCACUUUCAAUUUAAUUACCUUCCUUUGAUGAAACCCAGUUCCUGAUUAAGGAUUUGGGGAUCUGAUUGGUUCCGGUUGAAAUCAUGAGGAAGCGUCAGGUUGUUGUGAGGAGAGAAGAACCUUCAUCUUAUACCAUUAGGAACGUGAGAUAUGUAGAGUGCCAGAAGAAUCAUGCCGCCGGAGUCGGAGGGUAUGCUGUUGAUGGGUGCAGGGAGUUCAUGGCGAGUGGAGAGGAGGGCACAGCUGCACUGACCUGCGCCGCCUGUGGAUGCCACCGGAACUUCCACCGGAGAGAAGUCGAGACUGUGUGCGAGUGCUCUUCACCCACUUCGACUAAUGAGGCUGCUUGAUCUUCAAGAAUAAUGUGUCUACAAACAACCCUAAACUUGCAGAAGGCAGCAGCUUCAUGUUUAUGUUGAUUAUUCUGCCCUAGCUUGGAUCAAUGAAGCAACCUAGCUAGAUUUCUGAAACUGUAUCAUAUAGGCUAAGCAAUCUACAUAUUUGAUAGUUUAGUUUAUUUAAUACAUAAUUGUUCGAGCAAGUAGAUUGAAGCCUCUUUACUUCUGGGCAUGAUUACUGUAUAUAAUUGGCAUAAAGCAUAUAUAUUCAUG